AUGAGUUUAUUUAAAGGAUGUUAAUUGCACAACAUGGAAAUCAAAUAUAUUUGCGCUAAUGCUAAAUGUUCAGGUUAAAAUUCAUAACUUUGUGCUAAUUGCAUUAUUCUUAAUUGCCAUUAAGAAUGCUUUGAAAACAAUUUAAUUAUUGCUUCAGAAAAAUUUAAUUAGGUUAUGAAGAAAGUAUUGAAAGAAAAGGUAAAAGAAGAUGAUGGUCUUCUUAGUCUUGAAGAAACUAUGAAAAAUUUUUUAAAAUUGUAUGAAGAAGUAAAAAUGUAUUUUAAAAUUAAUAAUUAUUAGAAAUGCUGUUAAUCGAAGAAAAAAAUACUUAAAAAUUAAACAAAAGUUUGAAAGAUUCUCCUAUUUCAAUGAACCAAAAGAUUUAUAAUUCAUUAAGUAAACAACUUUUUUUAAUGAAAUUAAUUUUCAUAUGUCACUCCAAGAUAAUAAAAAAGAAAAACCAUUACUAAAAUAUAUUACAUAGAUUGACAAUUCUCUAAAAUCAAUACAAGACCUUUUUGAUGAACAUUUAGUAUAAGUCUAAGAAUAAGAAUAAGAAUAAUAGUAAUAGAAAUUGCAAUAGUAAUAGUAUUAGUAAUAACAAUAAAACUAAUAAUAGUCUCAAUCAUAAAAAUAACCUAAAGUUGUCAUUUAAAAAUCAGACUAAAUUUUCAGAUAAAAUUAAAUUGAAGACUUGUAAUUUAAAUCCUAAAUAAAAUAAAACAAGGAAACCUAAAAAAAGAGCAACAUAAUAGAUUAACAAUAAUAAGGAAUAGUUAAAGAAAGUAAUUUUAGUUAAGUAGUUCUUGAAAAUUAGGUUGAGCAUCCCUUAAAUAACUAAAUCAUAGAAUAAUAAAGUAUUAAAUAACAACAGGAACAAUCCUUAUCAUCAUUUAAAAUAAAUAAUAAUUCUUAAUAUUAAAAUAAUUAGCCUGAAUCUGAUAAAAGCCUUAUAAAAUAGUAGGAGGUGAAUCAAUCAAUAAUAAUGUUACCAUAACUACCAUAAUCAAUGUCAAGUAUCAAUUUUUAAAAUGUUAAUUCUGAAUUUGUUACACCCUUAUAAAAUAGACAUUAAUCUAUGAUAAAUACUUAUGAUAACUAAAUGAAAAAUGAAAAAUAUAAAAUAGAAAAAUCUGGUUUAAAAUAUAAAAGUUGUGUGGGUUCAGAUUUUAAUAAGUUUGCAAAUACUCCAAUAACUAAAAUUGUAGUAAUAGAUAAAAAGAAUUUGAUAUAUUUAAGUGAAUAAAAAUUGGUUUAAACUAAUUUAGAUUAAACCUACAAAAAAGAAAUAACAAUAUAAGAGUUAAUUUUGGAUUUUCAAAGAAUAAAUAAUAGUUAAAUCAUUGUUCACACUAAUUAAAGUUUACUUUUAUUAAAUAAAGAGUUAGAUUUACUAUUUAAAUAUGUCAAAGUGAUUGAAAAGAAUCACUUAACUUUUUAUAACAGCUUUAAAAUAAAUUGUUAUUCUACAAACGCCGUUAUUUAUCUUAAAGAUAGCAAUAAAUUAAUUGGAUGUUAAAUAAACUAAUUGUCUAUCAUUGAAUAAUGGGAAAUUAAAUGGAAUGAAUAUGAAGAAAAACUUAUAUCUAUGAAAGUGAUUUAAGAUAAUUUACACAUUGGCUUAAAUAGUGGAAAAAUAGUUGUUUACGAUAUAAAGACAUUGAAAUAAGUGAAAUUAUAUAAAAUUGAAACAAAUAAUUACUCAACAGAAAUUAAAGAAAUUCUUUUUGAUGAAAAAUUUUGCUUAGGAAUUUAUGAGAAUAGGAUUUAUAGAUUUAAUUAUGGCAGUAAUCAAACCUCUUUAUUAUGUUCUACAAAAGAACGAAUUAUAACUUGCGCAUACUGUAUUGAUGAUGAAAAGAACAAAACAGAAAUUCAUAUUUUGAAAGAUAAUCAGGUAAUAAAUUUAAAUCAAUUUAGAAAAUUAAUGUAUUCUUUAAGAAACAUGAUCAAAUUUUUGAGUAAGGUAAAUAAUAACAAGGAGUUUUAUGUCUAACCUGCUACUUAGAUUAUAAAUAACCAAAUUUUUAUUAUGGUAAAGGUGAUGGAAGAAUAUAUUGCUACUAUCUUUGGAACAAAUGA
Paramecium sonneborni is the source of this 2082-nucleotide messenger RNA. The record is from the annotation of a GenBank genome assembly. Lineage: Eukaryota; Ciliophora; Oligohymenophorea; Peniculida; Parameciidae.